This is a messenger RNA of Lactuca sativa (garden lettuce), 2391 nucleotides long. Its product is annotated as monocopper oxidase-like protein SKU5. Gene Ontology annotation, molecular function: copper ion binding; oxidoreductase activity. NCBI's taxonomy places the organism in Eukaryota, Viridiplantae, Streptophyta, Magnoliopsida, Asterales, Asteraceae. Gene Ontology annotation, cellular component: plasma membrane. The record is from RefSeq and is a predicted model, not a curated record.
UUCCAUAAUCUGUCAACAGUGGGCCCCAAAAGGAAACCCCAUUCAUAUUUCAGAGUCGGAGUCAUCGAUCUGACACUGAGACACUGCGUGCUUUUGUCUUCGGUCUUCCAUGUUACUUUUCUUUCUUCACCCAGCCUAAAAAGCGCAGAUCCCUAUACUUCUUUUACAGAUUGAUAGUGUGUGUAUGUGUGUGUUUAUGCAAUGCCCUCAAAAUUUUGGUGGAUUUUCUUGAAUUCUUUUGUGGGUUUGUUUAAUUUUGCUUUUGCAGGAGACCCAUUUGUGUAUUAUGACUGGACAAUCUCUUACAUCACAGCAUCACCGCUUGGCGUUAAACAACAGGUGAUUGCAAUAGACGGGCAAUUUCCGGGACCAAUUUUGGAAGCAACGACAAAUUGGAACGUUGUUGUCAAUGUAAAGAACGAUCUUGAUGAACCCGUGCUUCUCACAUGGAAUGGAAUCCAACAUAGAAGGAACUCAUGGCAAGAUGGUGUGUUGGGGACAAAUUGUCCUAUUCCUGCUGGAUGGAAUUGGACAUAUGAGUUUCAAGUUAAGGAUCAGAUUGGUAGUUUUUUCUACUUCCCUUCAACAAAUUUCCAAAGAGCUGCAGGCGGAUAUGGAGGAAUCACCAUUAACAACAGAGACGUUAUUGCUGUACCCUUCGGUGCUCCUGAUGGAGACAUUACACUUGUCAUCGGGGACUGGUUUAUAAAGAGUCAUAAGGAUCUUAGGAAAGAUAUUGAAAAAGGGGUCGAUCUUGGAUCUCCUGAUGGUAUUUUGUUCAAUGGGCUAGGUCCUUAUCGAUAUGAUAGUAGCAUCGUUCCUGAUGGAAUUGCAUACCAGGUGAUAAAUGUCGAACCAGGAAAAACAUACCGCUUUCGUGUACACAAUGUUGGUACCUCAACAAGUCUAAACUUCAGAAUCCAAAACCAUAACUUGCUUCUUGUAGAAACCGAAGGUUCAUACACAGUACAACAGAAUUAUUCAAACAUGGAUAUUCAUGUUGGCCAAUCGUAUUCUUUCUUGGUGACUAUGGAUCAACCUGCAAGUAACGAUUAUUACAUUGUUGCCAGUCCACGGUUUGUGAAUUCAACAAAAGCUUCAGGAGUUGCAAUUUUGCACUAUUCAAAUUCCCAAGCGCCCGCUUCAGGUCCUCUCCCGGAUCUCCCUAACGAAUCCGACCCGUCUUUCUCAAUGACUCAAGCACGAUCCAUAAGAAUGAAUGUUUCUGCGGGUGCGGCACGUCCGAAUCCACAAGGGUCUUUCAAGUAUGGUGAGAUUACAGUAACGGAUGUAUUUCUACUCUUGAAUAAGCCACCUGAAAUUAUAGAUGGAAAAAGGCGUACUACUCUUAAUGGUAUAUCUUUCUUUGUUCCUUCAACACCAUUGAAGCUUGCUCAACAGUAUAAUGUUCUUGGAAUCUACAAGCUUGAUUUCCCAAAUCGACCAAUGAAUCGCCCUUCAAUAAUCGACACGUCUGUGAUUAAUGGGACAUUCAAAGGAUUUAUUGAAAUUAUACUCCAAAAUAAUGAUUCCACAGUUCAGAGCUACCAUUUGGAUGGCUAUGCGUUUUUUGUAGUCGGGAUGGAUUAUGGAGUAUGGACGGAGAACAGUAGAAAUGUUUACAACAAGUGGGAUGGGGUGGCUCGCAGUACUACUCAGGUUUUCCCAGGAGCAUGGACAGCUAUUCUGGUUUAUCUUGAUAAUGCGGGAUUAUGGAACCUAAGAGCACAAAACCUAGAUUCAUGGUACCUUGGACAAGAAGUUUAUUUGAGUGUGGUUAAUCCUGAGGUCACUGAAAAAACCGAGCUGUCUUUGCCUGAAAAUACAAUCUUUUGUGGCGUAUUAUCAUCCUUGCAAAAACAAGAAAUCGAGAGUGGGUCCCUGUCCCUGUCCACUCUUGUUUCAUCCUUUUGGGUUCAGUCCAGACCAAAUGUAGUACAGCCUCUUCAGUCAUAUGUAACAAAUGGGGUCUUAAAGGACAAUCUUAUCUUUUCUUUUAUUUAUUUAUUUAUUUUUAAAAUUGAAUGCAGGGAUCAGGCUCAAAGAGUUAAAUUUUCAAGUGCACCUUCAAUUCCCACAUUAGUUACACGAAUCUUUAUUGCAUUAAUCAUCACAUUUGUUGGAAUUUCUGUGAGGUGACACCAUUCAUGAGCCAUGGUUGAACAGUCCAAACAUCAUCAAGAACUCAAAUUUUGACAUAUUUGUAGGAAAAAAAAUUAGAUCAAAUUGUUCCCAUGAAUGCUGCUUACUUUAUCUAUUAUUUCACCUGUAAUUAGAUUGUAUCAGUUCAUUUGUAAGUGAAAAGGCAUAAUUGCCCUUGUAACCCUUAUGAUGGUGGGAGUUGUACAUUGUGCAUCGGUAUAUGUACGGUGAAGUCGCUUUCUGCUUUUC